Messenger RNA from Cicer arietinum (chickpea), 1302 nucleotides. RefSeq lists its product as uncharacterized. Lineage: Eukaryota; Viridiplantae; Streptophyta; Magnoliopsida; Fabales; Fabaceae. The record is from RefSeq and is a predicted model, not a curated record.
AUGGAUGGCUACCAUCCAUAUCGUAGUUGGGUAUAUGAUAAACUUUAUGUUCAACGAAGGGGGUUGAAACCAGCCUUCGCAAAAGGUGUUGAAGAGUUUACAACAAAGGCAAUAAGUCGAAAUCAAUUUGUAAAAGAUGGUGGCAUCAGAUGUCCUUGUCACAAUUGCAUGUGUAGCGGUAUAUUGUCUGCAAGUGAAGUCAAACUUCACUUGUAUAGGUUUGGGUUCCAACCAAAUUAUUGGUAUUGGACUGAGCAUGGUGAAGAAGCCCCACAUAUUGACCCAGAAAAUAUUCCAAGUAGUAGUGGAAAUAUUGAUAACGAUGAUCCGUUUACGUUAAUGCAACAUAUGGUCGAUGAUGCAUUUGGUCCUACGUAUGACUUCCAAAAUAUGGGUGAUGAAGGCAACGAGGAAGAGAAUAAUGAAGAGCCCCCAAAUGAUGAUGUUCAAGACUUUUAUGAUUUGUUAACUGCUGCAAACAAACCCUUAUAUGAGGGGGCUUCUGAUUCAAAACUUUCAAUAUGCGUGAAACUUUUAGCUUGCAAAUCAAAUUGGAAUGUUCCACAGAAAUGUCUUGAUUUCUUUGCAAGCAUGCUUGUAGAUGUGUGUCCUUUUAAGGAUUCACUUCCAAAAAAAAUUUACCAAGCGAAAAAAUUGGUGAUAAUGCUAGGAUUGAAGUUUGAGAAAAUUGAUUGUUGUGUUAAAGGGUGCAUGUUGUACUACAAAGACAAUAGUGCAGAUAUAGAGUGUAGGUUUUGCCAUGAACCUCGAUAUAUUCCUCGUAAGCCUGAGAUAGGUAUCCAUAAAGACAUUCCAGUUAAGAGGGUGUUCUAUAUGCCGAUCACUCCAUGGUUAAAAAGAUUGUAUGCAUCAACAGAAACUGUUGCCCAAAUGAGAUGGCAUCAACAUAAUAGAUCGAGUUCAGGCAGUUUACGUCAUCCAUCAGAUGGGGAAGCUUGGAACCAUUUUGAUGCAAAGUAUCCAAACUUCGCAAAUGAACCAAGAAAUGUAAGGCUUGGUUUAUGUUCUGAUGGCUUCACGCCAUACAUUCAGGCCUCUUCAACCCCAUAUUCUUGUUGGCCUGUUGUUGUGACCCCGUAUAAUCUCCCGCCCGAAAUGUGCAUGACUAAACCAUUCAUGUUUUUGACUUGUCUCAUACCUGGACCAUCUAACCCAAAAGCAAACAUUGAUGUAUAUUUACAACCGUUAAUAGAUGAGCUUAAACAGUUGUGGAGUGAAGGGGCUUUGACUUAUGAUAUUUCCAUGAAACAAAAUUUUGUAAUGAGAGCAACCAUAAUGUGA